UUCGCAUGUGCUCUCCACUCAGCGUGCAGCGCACAAUGGGCCAUGUGGCGCAACAGAGUUUAAUUUGAAAUUCCGCACCGGAAGCUCUUGCUGCCGCCACCGACCCUUGCGUGAAGGAGCGCAGCAGCAGCAGCAAAGAAGUGCGAGUCGCUGAGGAGCGAAGGAGAGAAGCGGGCUUGACCCAAACACGCAGAGAGAUGGUGUGAGACCCGAACGAGUCAUUCCAAAAGGGAGGCGGAAUUACAACAGUUACUGUCGUCACCCCUGUCGUUGUCAUCGCUUUUUGAUGCGGUCCUCACGGAACCGUGAGCUAAUAACGGACUUCUUGGUCGGCUGAACCAUGAAGAGGCUGCUGAGUUUUCUGCUGCUGACUUUCCACACCGCAUGGACGGCCAGGUUCUCCCAGGAGCCAGCAGACCAGUCGGUUGUCCGGGGCCAGACGGUGCUCCUAUCCUGUGUUGUUUUCAACUACUCUGGCAUUGUUCAGUGGACCAAGGAUGGCCUGGCUUUGGGAAUAGGAGAGGAGCUGUGGGCUUGGCCCCGAUACAGAGUGUUGCGUGUGCAAGAGUUGGGCGAGUACAACCUGGAGAUUCUGUCAGCUGAUCUGUCUGAUGACUCUCUCUAUGAGUGCCAAGCCCCCGACGCUGCACUGAGGUCCAGGAGAGCCAAGCUAACAGUUCUGAUCCCUCCAGAUGACCCAGUGAUUGACGGAAGUCCAGAAGUUCUUCUAAACGCAGGGGAGUCCUAUAACCUCAGCUGUGUGUCAAGAGGUGCCAAACCCCAAUCCACGAUCGAGUGGCUUAAAGACGGCCUGCCUAUAGAUGGUGCUGUUAGUGCGACUGAGUUGCUACCAGACAGAAAGAGGGUGACCACGCAUAGCUACCUGCCCAUCUACCCCAUCGACACAGACACCGGGAGGAACUACAGCUGCAUUGCGUCCAACCUUGCUGUGCCAUCUGGAAAAAGCACAACAGUCACCCUCAACGUUCACCAUCAACCAACUGUGACCUUAUCUAUCGAGCCCCGUUCCGUCCUCGAGGGAGACAGAGUGACGUUCACCUGCCAAGCUCAUGCCAACCCACCAAUCAUGGGCUACAGGUGGGCGAAAGGCGGCGUUGUGCUGCAGGGGGCACGUGAGAGCGUCUUCACCACCAAAGCCGACCACUCCUUCUUCACUGAGCCUGUAUCCUGUCUGGUGUUCAACGCAGUGGGGAAGACCAAUGUCAGCAUCUUGGUGGACGUUCAAUUCGGACCCAUCCUGCUGGUGGAGCCACAGCCUAAAACCGUCGACGUAGACUCAGAUGUGUCACUCAACUGCAAGUGGGCUGGGAACCCUCCCCUCAUUCUCACCUGGUUCAAGAAAGGUUCCAACAUGGUUCUGAGUAACAGCAAUCAGCUUUAUCUGAAGUCAGUGAGCCAGGCAGAUGCUGGUCAGUACGUCUGCAAGGCUAUUGUCCCAAGGAUUGGUGUCGGGGAGACGGAGGUCACGCUCACCGUCAAUGGUCCUCCCAUCAUCUCCAGUGAGCCGGUCCAGUACGCGGUCAGAGGCGAGCGCGGGGAAGUCAAGUGCUAUAUCGCCAGCACUCCCCCGCCUGAUAAGAUUGUGUGGGCGUGGAAGGAAAACGUGUGGGAGAAGGAGAAAGGUACGCUGCUGGAAAGAUACACGGUGGAGCAGAGCAAACCGUCAGCAGAGGGAGGUGGCGUCCUCUCCACCCUCACUAUCAACAACGUGAUGGAGUCUGAUUUUCUGUCUACCUACAACUGCACGGCAUGGAACGCCUUCGGUCCUGGAACCAUGAUCAUCUCUUUAGAAGAGACUGAGGAGGUCCCAGUGGGCAUCAUUGCCGCGGGAACAGUGGUAUCCACCGUCCUACUCUUCAUUUUCCUGCUGGUGCUGGUUCUUAUCUUUUACAGACAGCGCAAAGGUCGGCGCGGAGUCACGCUGGGUAAACCCGACAUCAAGGUGGAGACCAUCAACAAGGAGACUCACAGCUUGGAGGAGGACUCUGGCAGCGUGUCCACCGCCUCGCGAAUGGUCAAAGCCAUGUACUCGUUUCUCCCCUCUGUCUCCUUCUCUCCUUCCAAUCAGCCUUUUAAAGACGACAUUGAGUUGAAGUCCGACCUCCGCAGCGACACGCUGGACGCUCGCCAAGAGUACGAUCUAAAGGACCCAACAAACGGCUACUACAAUGUCCGUGCCUCCACGCACGACGAGGGUCGCCCGGCUUCACGCUCCACCAUGCACUACUCCGACUAUCGCUCCCCGACCGGGACACCUGGUGGCGCUGCAUCCCUCAGCAGCAGUGCCGGAGGUUCUGGAGCUACAGCCAGUGGGGGUGCGCCAGGCCCACCUGGACCCCUUACAUCCCCUGGUAGACCACAGGCCUGUUACGACCCCCGACCUCCCUCCAGACUGUCCCACAUCAGCUACGCCCAGUUCAACACGUUCACACGUCCUGGUCAGAACCAGCAGCCCCCGACAAACCCUGCCCCUACAGCCGGAGACUUCCCCGGAGACUGCAGCUUGUUGGACUCAGCUUCACAGCUGGCCUACGACAAUUACGGCUACCCCUCUCAUUACCAGACCUACCGCAUGGGUUUCGCCCCAUCAAGCUUGGCGCCGCUGGAAGCCGGCCCCUCCUAUGAAAUGUAUGGCGUGGGGUCUGCAGUUGGAGCUCCCCCUGGAGUAGGAGUCGGUCCUGGGGGGCCAACUCCAGCCGGCUCAGACACAGGACUUGGGAAGUACGGAAGUUCCACUCGCUUCUCCUACACCUCACAGCACUCUGACUACUCCCACAGCCGGCACACGCAGAGGAUGCAGACUCACGUGUGAGAUCUCCCCCCCACAAAAGUCAUCGAAUCUAUCGUCCGCAGAUUUACUCACCAAUGAAAAUACCACAGGACCCACGGGACGAGGAGUGUGGGAACCUCACAGACUGAACCAGGAGGGGAAAUUCCAGGUGACUUUAGAAUCUUAGAGAAUUUUAGAAUUGUCAACGAGAGCUCUGUGAGAGCAGACCGUGCAAGUCACAAUCAAGAGCGGAAAAGAAGGCAGAGCUUCAGAACCACAGACUUUAAGUUUUCGUUGUAAACGGAUCUGAAGGACCUCAGCCAGGGGAAGUCCAGCCGCCAUUUUGUAAUGUUUUGUUUUGCGGGUUCUCAUAGUCGACCAUCGUCAAGCACAUAUUUCCACACGGUAUCCCAUAAUGCCCCUGUGUCAUGUCAGUGUGGGGGGGUGGGAGUCAUUUUUUGCACUGCAUCUCCAAUAUUAAUGCUUAAGGCCCCUCCCCUUUUUCACCUAUAUGUCUUUUUAUUUGCACACCAAACCAGAGCUUUGUAUUCUAUUUUUUAACAUUACAGAAUUAUUUUUGUCUACAUUUAAAUGUCUAUGGACCAAAACGUUUGAGUGCACAUAGCUCUUGGGCCUUUUUGCUUCCAGCGGAGGGAAGGAGUCGUGCCAACAACCUGAAUCGCUCGUGGGACAUGGAGUGUGUUCAGGCCUUUUUCUAUGACAUCACAAGAGUAUAUCAAUGUAUAAAUAAACCUAGUGCCAAGUGUUCAUGUUGUUUUUCACCGUAGUAGAACAUGUAUAUGCAGUAGAAGCUCCUUCUGUUGGCGACUGUUGCUGUACAAGCAGGCUGGAGGGGGAGGAGCUGGAGAGGCUCCCGACUGCCCGGGCCAGAGCCUUUUUGACCUCCGACUCCAAGCGUGAUGGAGACCGAGAGAAAAACACACAGACGUUGGGUUGAGAACUGAGUGGCCUUAUAAGGGAACUUGUCGUAUAUUUCCAUUUUGAAUCAUUCCUCAUUGUCUGUCUGCCAAAACGGCUAUAGGAGAAUGUGUAUGGAGAGUUUUAAUGAAGGCUUGUCUACUAUAGUGACAUGAGUGUGCGUGUGCGUGUGUAUGGAUGUUUGUGUGUGGGCACACACACAUUGAUUUGUACAGUGUGUUUGUACAGAUGUGUGAAUGCAGUGUGCGUAAGCAGGACUGUUGUAUGCAUGUGUAUACAGUACAUGUGUGUGUCAGCAUAUCUGUGUGUAAGUUCCAGUAUAUGUCCAUAUCAUUUUGAUCACAAUCCAGUACUUUUAUACCUCUGGUAGGACUGUAUCCUGUAUUAUUAUAAUUAUUAUUAUUGAUGUGUCUUUCAAUUUAGGAAACGUUUUAUGUUCCUGUACUGUUCUUCGUAGCAGAGGAUCCUGUUCAAAGAUGACAAACCUAUCCAUCUUUUUUUAUUUCAUUUUCUUCUCAAUAUUUUUAAAGAAUUGUAUGUAAUUAUUUUUCCACAGUAUUACCUUAAUAAAAGCACUGUUCAUUUUUUUUAA
Molecule: messenger RNA, 4322 nt
Organism: Synchiropus splendidus (mandarinfish)
Lineage: Eukaryota; Metazoa; Chordata; Actinopteri; Syngnathiformes; Callionymidae
Gene: kirrel1a
Product: kirre like nephrin family adhesion molecule 1a
Exons: 15
Coding region: 341-2833 (830 amino acids)
Biological process (GO): cell-cell adhesion
Cellular component (GO): cell-cell junction
Molecular function (GO): cell adhesion molecule binding
Source: RefSeq, a predicted model, not a curated record